CUAAAUGACAAAUAGACCACUCAGGCGAGAUUUUUUUUUAAACUUGUCUUUUUAACUUCAAUGCAGCACGUGUAGACGCUGUCGACUUGCAUAUUAUCUAAAAGUUAUUAGUUUAAGGUUAUAUCCAAACGAUGCCUUCGGACGCGAAGAAACGAGCGCAACAAAAGAAAAAAGAGCAAGCGAGUAAUAGGAACAAAAAACCCGUAGCGAGGGUAACUAAUGCGGAAGAAAAUGGAUCGACCAACGGAACUAUGAAAGAAGACCGUGAACUCACUGCAGAAGAGGCAUUAUGCUUGAAACUGGAAGAAGAGGCCAAGAUGAAUUCCGAAGCUAGAUCCUGCACUGGGUCCUUAGCUGUGCACCCUCGCUCAAGGGAUGUCAAGAUAGCAAAUUUCUCCAUCACAUUCUAUGGUAGCGAACUACUUCAAGAUACUCUGCUAGAACUCAACUGCGGCAGAAGAUAUGGAUUAGUUGGUUUAAAUGGAUGUGGCAAGUCGUCAUUGCUGUCAGCGUUGGGUAGGCGCGAAGUGCCGAUACCUGAGCACAUUGAUAUAUUCCAUCUGUCCCGGGAGAUGCCGGCCUCCGAUAAAACUGCGCUGAAGUGCGUUAUGGAGGUGGACCAGGAGAGGAUCCAGCUGGAAAAACUCGCUGAGGAACUCGCUCAGUGUGAGGACGAUGAGUCCCAGGAGCAGCUGCUAGAUGUAUACGACCGGUUAGAUGACCUCAGCGCUGACACGGCCGAAGCGCGCGCUGCUAAUAUUCUCCACGGCUUAGGUUUCACCAAGGAGAUGCAAAAUAAAGCCACCAAGGACUUUUCUGGAGGUUGGCGUAUGAGAAUUGCUCUUGCCCGUGCACUGUAUGUAAAGCCCCACUUAUUGCUUCUUGAUGAACCGACCAACCAUCUUGACUUGGAUGCUUGUGUAUGGUUAGAAGAGGAACUUAAGCAGUACAAACGAAUUUUAGUGCUUGUGUCACAUUCACAAGAUUUUAUGAACGGUGUGUGCACAAAUAUUGUUCAUAUGAACAAACGACGGCUCAAGUAUUAUACGGGUAACUACGAGGCGUUCGUACGCACGCGUAUGGAGUUACUCGAGAACCAAAUGAAACAGUACAAUUGGGAACAAGAUCAGAUCGCGCAUAUGAAGAAUUAUAUCGCUCGGUUUGGUCACGGCUCGGCCAAGCUCGCUCGUCAAGCUCAGUCCAAAGAGAAGACUUUAGCCAAGAUGGUCGCCCAGGGUCUUACGGAGAAGGUGGUUGAUGACAAAAUCCUUAACUUCUACUUCCCGUCGUGUGGAAAGGUUCCUCCCCCGGUUAUUAUGGUGCAGAAUGUAUCGUUCAGAUAUACAGACAGUAGUCCGUGGAUCUACAAGAACUUAGAGUUCGGUAUUGAUCUCGAUACUCGGCUCGCGCUCGUUGGGCCUAACGGUGCUGGAAAAUCUACUUUGCUGAAACUACUAUACGGAGAUCUGGUACCGAGCACCGGAAUGAUCCGUAAGAACUCCCAUCUCCGAAUCGGUCGUUAUCACCAGCAUCUGCACGAAUUGCUCGACCUGGAUCUGUCUCCGCUAGACUACAUGCUCAAAGAGUUCCCCGAGGUGCGAGAACGGGAGGAGAUGCGGAAGAUCAUCGGAAGAUACGGCUUGACGGGUCGACAACAGGUGUGUCCGAUGCGUCAGCUGUCAGACGGUCAGCGUUGCAGAGUGGUGUUCGCUUGGCUCGCCUGGCAAACCCCCCACUUACUGCUACUCGACGAACCCACCAAUCACUUGGACAUGGAAACCAUAGACGCGCUAGCCGACGCCAUCAAUGACUUUGACGGAGGAAUGGUCCUAGUUAGCCACGACUUCCGACUUAUUAACCAGGUCGCUGAAGAGAUUUGGAUUUGCGAGAACGGUACAGUCACCAAGUGGCAGGGAGGCAUUCUCAAGUACAAGGAUCAUCUCAAGUCGAAGAUCUUAAAGGAGAACGCCGAUAACGCGGCAAAAAUCCGCAAAUAGUAAAAAUUGUAGUACGAUUGUCUUAGAAAAUAUGCAAAGCUAUCUCUUUUACACCUGAGAUGUAAUUAAUGCACCCAAUAAAGUAUUUAUGUAUCUUUUAA
Aricia agestis (brown argus) is the source of this 2098-nucleotide messenger RNA. RefSeq names its product ATP-binding cassette sub-family F member 2. Gene Ontology annotation, molecular function: ATP binding; ATP hydrolysis activity. The coding region runs from base 132 to 1997 and encodes 621 amino acids. The transcript has 12 exons. The record is from RefSeq and is a predicted model, not a curated record. NCBI's taxonomy places the organism in Eukaryota, Metazoa, Arthropoda, Insecta, Lepidoptera, Lycaenidae.